CUCGCCGUUGUGAGGUGUGUACGGAUAGCGCGCAAAUUUGAAUCUUUGGCGCGCACCCCACACAUCACCCCACCAUCUGAGUGGAGGUCGUCAAGCACCACCUACCCAUCACUUCGAAUUCGUAACCUCGACCAACAAACACAUACCACAUGAGCCCCAUGAAGAGACCGCGACCGUCGUGCUUUGAAGGAGAUUCAAGUCCUAUAGACGUCGACUGUGAAUGGGAAAUGGGCAAGCUGUCGGUUGCCCCGCCAGUGGACGUCACCACGACGUGUCCAGCGCCAACCUUCUCGCCGUUAGAUACUGCUUCAGCACCGCAGCUGCGUCAGCAUCUCCAAGACUUGCAACGAGAACAAAUGGCGGUGCCUAUGCUAGGUUUAGUCACUCGGUUGAUGAUCCAUCGCAUCAACCAAUCCUUCUUCAACUCUCCCGUGGACGUCGUGAGAUUGGCAUGCCCAACGUACUAUGACGUGAUCAAGAAACCCAUGGAUCUGGGCACGAUCAAGCAGCAACUAGGUUCCUUGGAGUACGCGAAUGCAGACGACGCCGCUCAAGACAUUCGCCUCGUCUUUCAGAAUGCAAUGCUGUUCAAUCCUCCUGGCCACGUAGUCCACGAUGCAGCUGUGAUUCUACUCAAGGAAUUCGAGCGCGAAUACGCCACAUAUCAGCGAAAACAAGCCGAUCGACUUGUGAAACGGAACGCGCAUUCGUGCCCCCAUUGCCAAUCCCAUGUUUGCGGAUUAUGCAACGAAAAGUGUAUCAACUUCGAACCUCCGCUGGUGAUGUGUGUCGGCAAGUGCGGUCAGCGAUUGCGACGUCACGCCGCGUACUUUACGACUGUUGACCGUCAGCUGAAUUGGUGUACGAAAUGCGUUCCAAAACUCAAGGAAGUUGUCAUCGGAGAUCGCCGGAUUGGCAAGAAUGACCUUGUCAAAGCAAAGUUCCAAGAUGAGCUCACGGAACCCUGGGUUCAGUGUGAUUCUUGCUCUGGAUGGGUUCAUCAAAUCUGUGCACUGUUCAAUGCAUCGACAGUGGAUGCCGAUGACGACACGCCGUAUACUUGCCCACUGUGCCGGCUGAACAACUUGGACACAAGCAGUGCAAAAUCAUCGACGUCUCCAUUGCCUCCUCUGUCCCCAUGCACCGUCAGUUCGAAUGAGUUGGAAAUUUCCGCGAAGCGAAGCAAGCACGAUGACAUGAGCACCCACAGUCCCGUUGUGAAGAAGCAACGCAAGCCACAAUUUCCAAAAGAUCAUGACGACGUUUCGACCUCGCAUUUAGGUAUAUUCAUGGAGACAUGGAUCCGCGAUCACUUGAUUUCUUUGGGCGAACCAAAUGCUGCUACAUCCAUCCGAGUCAAGCUUGCCGCCUCAAUUCACAUCACGGCGCCGAUCAGUUCUCGGGUGCAGGAGCACUUUGUUGCCGUCGACAAGUCGAUGUAUCCAUCUCACGUCACGUACACGUCGAAGACGAUUUUAGUGUUCCAGAAGAUCCACGGCAUCGAAGUGUGUCUGUUCUCCAUGUAUGUCCAAGAGUAUGAAGACAAUUGUGGUAUUCCGUCGAACGCCAAGCGCACAUACAUCGCCUACCUCGACUCUCUGGGUUACUUUCGGCCGCGGCAUGCCCGAUCCUCUGUGUACCAACAGCUCGUGAUUGCGUACUUGGCGUUUUGCAAGCUGCGGGGCUUCACUCACGCGCACAUUUGGGCGUGUCCGACGACUCGCGGCGGAGACUUCAUCUAUUGGUGCCACCCCACAUACCAGCGGAAUCCAAACAAGGAUCGCCUCUUGCUCUGGUAUAGGUCGAUAAUUGCGUCGGCAAAGCGGAAACAAGUCGCUUUUGGCCACGAUACGCUUUGGUCAACCCAUUUCAGCGCAUCGUCGGCGACGGAGUUGCUGCCGACACUGCCGCCGUAUUUUGAAGGGGACUACUGGGUCGCUGAAGCCGAUCGAAUUGUCGGCAUUAAGCCACGCAAGACGCGCCGCAAGAAGUCCCAGGACCCCGUCAAGGAAGAGGACCCACCAAUGCCACAGCCUCUUGUCAAGUCGGAUGAUGUCAUUCGUGUCGAAGUGGCUGCGUCCGUUGCGUUGGCGAAGGACUCACUGUUUGUAAUCCCGCUGCAACCCACAUGCGUUCAAUGCCGUCAGCUUGUUGUUAACGUGGCGUACUGGAAACAAGACUCGACCGAGCUGUGCAACAAUCUGGUGUGGUGCGACAUGUGCCACACGCAGUUGGCCGCGUUGAACGACGCGUCUGGCGUCCAAGGGCAACGCCGCGUGUUUGUGCCAUUGGAGACGUGGGCAAGCGCCACAAACGCGAGCAACGGGCAUCCGAUCGCAGACGACGCGGGCGAAAUUUCGUGUCCAUUCGUGAACCACCGAUCCGAGUUGCUCAAGCUGUGCGAAGAGAACCACUACCAGUUUGACACGUUUCGGCGGGCAAAGUAUUCGACGAUGAUGUUGCUGCAUCAUCUCAAAAGCGACCGCGACGGAUGAUCAAACCAACUGACGAAACUCAAAAACGAGACAAAAAAGUAGGUUAGAACCCAGUAGUUAGGCGUUAGUAGUUAGAGGCGGCCGAGCGAAUCGCGCGAAUCGUGUUAAUGAAACUCAAUCGGCCAAUCCAUACACGGUUUCGCGCCAGUACUGGCGACCCCUUUC
Molecule: messenger RNA, 2660 nt
Organism: Aphanomyces invadans
Lineage: Eukaryota; Oomycota; Saprolegniomycetes; Saprolegniales; Verrucalvaceae
Exons: 2
Coding region: 150-2495 (781 amino acids)
Biological process (GO): positive regulation of transcription by RNA polymerase II
Cellular component (GO): histone acetyltransferase complex; transcription regulator complex
Molecular function (GO): protein binding; chromatin DNA binding; histone acetyltransferase activity
Source: RefSeq, a predicted model, not a curated record